Messenger RNA from Gossypium raimondii (Peruvian cotton), 3043 nucleotides. RefSeq lists its product as uncharacterized. The coding region runs from base 59 to 2620 and encodes 853 amino acids. Gene Ontology annotation, biological process: negative regulation of DNA recombination; mismatch repair. Gene Ontology annotation, molecular function: endonuclease activity; ATP binding; mismatched DNA binding. The record is from RefSeq and is a predicted model, not a curated record. The transcript is spliced from 20 exons. Lineage: Eukaryota; Viridiplantae; Streptophyta; Magnoliopsida; Malvales; Malvaceae.
UGGAGUUAGGGAGGCCGUUGAAUACCAAUCCCCAUCCUCCCGCCAUUUGUAACAGCUGAUGAGCAUGCCAGUGCCACUUUUUGCAGCAGUGGGCACCAUUCAUGGUUUCCCAAUCAAUGUAAUCCGAAGAAGGAAUGCUUAUUUCAAAGUAUCAUCUUCGAUGGACCACCAUAAUCUAUCCAAAGUCAAAUCCAAUUCUCUCAGGGUUUUAGAAUGGGAUAAGCUUUGCCACUCCGUUGCCUCUUUUGCCCGCACAUCCUUGGGUCGUCAAGCAACUAAGGCCCAGCUUUUGUCUCUCGAUCAAACAUUCCAAGAGAGUUUGAGGCUUUUACAAGAAACCAAUGCUGCGAUCCUAAUGCACAAUCAUGACUCCUUUAACUUGGACUUGACUUCCGUCGACCUUGCUCUCGUAAAUAUCUUCUUCUUCUUUUUCACUUUCUUCCAGCUUUUAAUUUGUCGAUUUAUGGUUCUUCCAAGUGUUUGUGUUUUUGUCUCUGUAAAGGUUGAAUCUGCUAUCAAACAUGCACGGAGGGGUUUACCUUUAGAUGCAAACGAAGCAAUGGCUCUUCUAUCUCUACUGCAGUUUGUUGAAGCUUUGCAGCUUAGUUUAAAAGCUGCAAUCAAGCAAGACUCUGACUGGUAUAAGCAAUUCAUGCCUCUCAGUGAAAUGAUUACUCAACUGGUUGUAAAUAGGUCAAUAAUCAAGUUGAUUCAGCAAGUUAUAGAUGAAGAUGGCUCUGUUAAAGACUCUGCGAGUUCUGCCCUUAAAAAAGCUCGUGAUCAAGUCCGAACACUUGAAAGAAAGUUGCAUCAAUUAAUGGACAAACUAAUUAGGAAUGAAACAAAAGAAGCUGCCCUUAUGGUGGCGAGCAGUGUUGGUGGUAGAUGGUGUAUAAGUUCAGGGACUGAUCAGCCAACAGGUUUUAAGGGUCUUCUACUGUCCAGUGGUUCAGGAAGUAUCAUAGAGCCACUUGCAGCUGUUCCUUUGAAUGAUGAGUUACAGCAAGCAAGAGCAUUGGUGGCAAAGGCCGAAGCUGAUGUGCUUUUGAUGGUGACAGAAAAGAUACAAAUGGAUCUUGAUGACAUUGAAAAAAGCUUGAGAACUGCAAUUCAAUUGGAUAUGAUUUAUGCUCGUGCAACUUAUAGUCUUUCAUAUGGAGGGACAUACCCCAAUAUAUUCCUGCCAGAAGACAUUGAUGGACCUUUAAUGGCUGAACCCUACAGAUCAAAGGACAAAACUUCACAGGCCUCAAAUCCAAAAAAAGAAUGGAUUUUUUAUCUGCCUAAAGCUUAUCAUCCUUUAUUACUUCAGCAGCACAGGGAAAAGCUAAGCACAGCCCGGAAGAAUGUCCGCAGUGCUGCUGCUGAAAUCAGGAGAAGAAAAAUGCAGGCAGAGAAUAUGGCUGUGAAAGGAGAGGCAGAAAUAGAUCUUUCAUCCUUGCAAAAGCAGGUUAGAGCACUAGAAGAAGCUCCCCCUGUACCAGUUGAUUUUUUUAUUUCUCAGAAGACAAGAGUGCUGGUCAUAACUGGCCCUAAUACUGGUGGUAAAACUAUAUGCUUAAAGACAAUUGGAUUGGCUGCUAUGAUGGCAAAAUCAGGUCUUCAUGUUUUAUCUUCAGAAUCUGCAAAAGUUCCUUGGUUUGAUUGUGUUUUUGCUGAUAUUGGCGAUGAGCAGUCCUUGUCUCAAUCAUUAUCUACAUUCUCUGGCCACUUGAAACAAAUUAGUGAAAUUCAAUCACAGUCCACAAGGCGAUCACUGGUGCUGCUAGAUGAAGUUGGUGCAGGAACUAAUCCCCUUGAAGGAGCAGCACUGGGAAUGUCUCUGCUAGAAUCUUUUGCUAGAAGUGGUGCAUUGUUGACAAUAGCUACAACGCAUCAUGGCGAACUUAAAACUUUGAAAUAUAGUAAUGAUGCUUUUGAAAAUGCUUGCAUGGAGUUCGAUGAAGAGAAUUUUAAGCCAACUUACAAGAUUCUUUGGGGAGUACCAGGUCGUUCAAAUGCAAUCAAUAUAGCUGAAAGAUUGGGUGUACCAAGCACUAUUGUUGAUAAUGCUCGCGAAUUAUAUGGUGCUGCUAGUGCAGAGAUUGAUGAGGUAAUAAUGGAUAUGGAAACAUAUAAGCAAAAAUUCCAAGAGCUUAUCAAGGAGUCUAGGCAUUAUCUGACGAUGUCAAGAGAUCUCCAUGAAAAGCUAUUGGUCAGCAGAAGAAAGCUCCAGGAUCUUGGCGCUCAACAAAGAUAUAAGAAGAUGCGAGAACUGUCUGAGGCUGCUGCAGUUGCUCGAUCAACCCUUCACAAAAAGGUAAGGCAGCUUCGUACAUCUACAAUGAAACAAUCUCAACUCAGUAAAGCAAGCAAGCGUAAACUAGCAAAUAAUUACAAGCAUGCUACGGCAGUUGAAAAUGAGCUGCAGGGUACCAAUAUGAGUUCAUCCUCCAUUCAAGUUAUUAAGCAACCACAAUCAGAAAAAAUUACUGAGCUUCCUAAGGUUGGUGAUACAGUGCAUGUUUCAUCCCUUGACAAGAGAGCAACAGUUUUAAAAGUUGACACAUCUAAAGAAGAAAUAGUUGUUCAAGCUGGUAUCAUGAAGCUGAAGUUAAAAGCAACUGAUGUUCAGAGAUGAAUGAUAGUAUGAUAAUAGGUCAUUGCAUGAGGAGGUUUUGCAUUAUAUGGAACAGUUUAUUCAUGAUCGUUCAACAUACCAAAAAAAAGAACCAUAGAUAAAUGUUUGGAAAUGAUGAGGAAUUAUGAAAUUUCAAGAAAAAAAAAAAACUAAUCACAAGCUUUGUCAACAACAACUAUAAGCAUGUCAAAGGUGGAGAAUCUAUACAGCAUACAACAUUCUUGGCAGCUCAGAUCAGCAACACAUAUGAGAAAGGAAUGUAUUAGUGUAAAAAUAUUUCUUGAAUAAUCCAAAUUUAGUUGCCAGUGUUUUGUUGAAAAUUGUUGUUUGCAUGUUGCCUAUAGUUUAUACUCUUCUCAUUGACUAGCUACAUAUAUUAGCAAAUAUAAAAUGAUAAAGGAUUCAUCUCCCUUUAUUAUAUAA